UGAAGGGCAGCCAUGCUGGUCCUAAACAAACAAGCAAACAAGCAAGUACCGAGAGCCGACCCUGGCUAGCUUCUCGUGUUCUUCUUGCAUUGCCUGAAUCUGCAAAAACUAAACACAAACCGAUCAUGGACUACAGCAUGCAGGGCUCCAAGGACUCGUACUCGUACUCUCCGCAAGAGCUGCUAGCUCUCUGUUCUUUGUUUCGAGGUGACCAUGGCCAGUUUCGUGUCCUUCUCCUUCAUUCAGUUCACAACUUGUACCCGGACGCUCAGCCACAGCCAGGGCUGUAUCCUCCUCCACCGCCGCCGCCGGCGAACCCGGAGAGGGGCUACGGCUACCAGUACCAGGGCUACUUCGGGGAAGCGGCGAACCCUCCUCCUUACGCUGGCAGAUGGCCGGAGCAGGCAGCUCCAGCUCCAUCUGAUGGGGAUCCUUUCUACUACCAGGACGAUGCCGACUGCAUCACCUUCCUCAGAGGAUGUGUUGCUGGGCUGUGCUGCUGCUGCUUGCUGGGGCCUGGGGCGAUGCUGCUACUGAGGAGGAGCGUGGUGUGAAAAGGCUUCCUGGAGCACACUUGCUUCAGAUGAUCAGAACCGCAGCCGUGAAUGUGAAUGUGAUGUACACAUGCCGAAUAAUAAUAAGCUGUGAUCAUGGAGCCACGCAGCAGAGGCGACGGUUUCUGCGUUGACGCCAUCCAUCCAUGUAGAUA
This is a messenger RNA of Sorghum bicolor (sorghum), 709 nucleotides long. RefSeq names its product cysteine-rich and transmembrane domain-containing protein A. The transcript is spliced from 3 exons. Lineage: Eukaryota; Viridiplantae; Streptophyta; Magnoliopsida; Poales; Poaceae. The record is from RefSeq and is a predicted model, not a curated record. The coding region runs from base 126 to 554 and encodes 142 amino acids.